GAGAAAUUCUAUAAAGGCAGCUGGAGAUCGAGAAUUCAGCGGAACGCUCGUCGACCCCUCUCUCUCUCUCUCUCUCUAGAAGUUUCUCUCUCUUCUUCCUCUCUCUCUACUGCGCUCCGGUAGCGUCCUCGAUCGCCGCCGGCGAUUGGAAUUGAUCGGAGCUCCUCGGAGUGCCGGGGGGAAAGGCUUUUCCCGCGAUCGUCGAUCAAUCGGGAUCGGUCUCGAUCGAGCCUCGAGCAGUCCUUUUUUUUUUCUUCGAAAGAGAGAGAGAGAGACAGACGGGGACGGUUUUGAUAUCGGUGGGAAAAACUCGAAGCGCAUGAGCUGGUUGGGGAAGCUGGGUAUCCUGAAUUCGAACUCGAACCAUUUCACCACCUGCCUCCUGAUCUUCAUCCUCCAUUUCUCCCCUCAGUUGCCGCCGUGCCUCUUCAAAUUCGAGAACAAGUCGCUGGACCCUUUAUUAAGACCGUCGAGUUCGAUUCGCGCCGGCAGUAGCGGCAGCAGCGGUAGUAGUGAUAGAAGGAGCGGUGACGAUUGUCGGUAUGGAGUCUGGAAACAGGAGUAAUCGCCAAUUGAGCUCAGCUUUGUGCUAUUCAUCUAGUACAAAAGGAGGACAGGCAAGGUCACCAUCAGUAAUUGUAAUAGGAGGUGGCAUUGCUGGACUAGCUGCUGCUCGCGCCCUUUACGAUGCCUCAUUUCAGGUCCUUUUGCUGGAGUCACGUGACAGACUUGGUGGUCGAGUUCAUACUGACUACUCUUGUGGCUUUCCUGUGGAUCUUGGGGCCUCAUGGUUGCAUGGGGUGUGCGAAGAGAAUCCUUUGGCGCCAUUGAUAGGGAGGUUGGGUUUACCUCUGUACCGAACCAGCGGUGAUAACUCCGUCUUGUAUGACCAUGACUUGGAAAGUUAUGCACUCUUUGACAUGGAUGGCAAGCAAGUUCCUCAAGAAUUGGUUGUUGAAGUUGGCAAAAUAUUUGAGAGUAUCUUGAAUGAGGCGAACAAAGUAAGGGAAGAGUACAGUGAAGACAUGUCCAUACAACAGGCUUUCUCUCUAGUUUUUGAACGGAGGCCAGAUUUAAGGUUGGAAGGGCUUGAAUUCAAGGUACUACAGUGGUAUCUUUGCAGAAUGGAAGGCUGGUUUGCUACAGAUGCUGAUAACAUCUCUCUGAAAGGCUGGGAUCAGGAAGAAUUGCUGCCUGGUGGACAUGGAUUGAUGGUUAGGGGUUAUCUACCUGUUAUAAACACCCUCGCUAAAGGUCUCGAUGUCCGCUUGGGCCACAGAGUUACCAACAUUGUGAGGCGUUACAAUGGAGUGAAGGUAACUGUAGAAGAUGGGAGAACGUUUGCUGCGGAUGCUGCAAUUGUUGCUGUGCCUCUUGGUGUACUGAAAUCCCAAAGCAUUAGGUUUGAGCCUAAGCUACCUGAUUGGAAGGAAGCAGCAAUUGCGGAUCUUGGUGUUGGGAUUGAGAACAAGAUUGUGUUGCAUUUUGAAAAGGUGUUUUGGCCCAAUGUGGAAUUUCUGGGAGUGGUUGCUGAUUCAUCUUAUGGGUGCAGCUACUUUCUAAAUCUUCACAAGGCAACGGGUCAUUCUGUUCUUGUUUAUAUGCCUGCUGGGCAGCUGGCUAAAGACAUCGAGAAGAUGUCUGAUGAAGCAGCAGCUAAUUUUGCUUUCGUGCAACUAAAGAAGAUCCUUCCUGAUGCUUCUUCCCCGAUUCGGCAUCUUGUGUCUCAUUGGGGUACAGAUAUUAACUCACUUGGGUCAUAUAGCUAUGGUGCAGUGGGGAAGCCCCAUGAUCUUUCUGAAAAACUAAGAAUCCCGGUGGAUAACCUAUUCUUUGCUGGAGAGGCAACAAGUUUGAGUUACCCAGGAUCUGUGCAUGGCGCAUUCUCUACCGGUCUGAUGGCUGCGGAAGAUUGCCGAAUGCGGGUUUUGGAGCGGUAUGGGGAAUUGGAUCUCUUCCACCCAGUAAUGGGUGAGGAGGCUUCCAUCUCUGUCCCUCUCUUGAUCUCCCGUAUGUAAUUCCAGGGCUGCCUCUCUACUCUUAACUAUGAGCGUAUCGUGUCGUCUUUGUUUGUGUCCGUGGGAUAUGGCUAACACAUCAUUGCCAAUUUGAUUGGCAUAGUGGGAAAUGUCUUGGAAAAUCAGCGUUUUCCAUUACUUUGAUCAAUCAAACUUGUCGCUAAUGUGUAGUGGCUUCUUCUAUGUAGUGUUGACUCUGGAGAUAUAAUGAAUGAAGGACGGCAUUUAGUGUUGGAAUA
Eucalyptus grandis is the source of this 2257-nucleotide messenger RNA. RefSeq names its product polyamine oxidase 2. Gene Ontology annotation, cellular component: peroxisome. The record is from RefSeq and is a predicted model, not a curated record. Gene Ontology annotation, biological process: polyamine catabolic process. Gene Ontology annotation, molecular function: polyamine oxidase activity. The transcript is spliced from 10 exons. NCBI's taxonomy places the organism in Eukaryota, Viridiplantae, Streptophyta, Magnoliopsida, Myrtales, Myrtaceae. Bases 543 to 2018 code for a protein of 491 amino acids.